Messenger RNA from Python bivittatus (Burmese python), 1038 nucleotides. It is a transcript of the gene OXGR1, whose product is annotated as oxoglutarate receptor 1. Gene Ontology annotation, molecular function: G protein-coupled receptor activity. Gene Ontology annotation, cellular component: plasma membrane. NCBI's taxonomy places the organism in Eukaryota, Metazoa, Chordata, Lepidosauria, Squamata, Pythonidae. Gene Ontology annotation, biological process: G protein-coupled receptor signaling pathway. The record is from RefSeq and is a predicted model, not a curated record.
AUGGACCGAGCUGCAUCUAAAAAUAAUGCAAUUGUGACCGGCGCACACCCAAGCUAUGAUGCUGUUGAUCUUGAGAACUGCACCGAUGAAGUCCAUGAACUUCGAAAAUUCUACCUGCCACCUGUAUACAGCAUGAUCUUUUUUGUGGGAUUUCUGGGCAACAUCCUGGCAAUAUGUCUUUACAUUUCCAAGAUGAGGCCUUGGAAGAGCAGCACCAUUAUUAUGUUCAAUUUGGCCUGCACUGAUCUCCUCUACUUAAUCAGCCUCCCUUUCUUGAUUCACUACUAUGCCAAUGGGGAACACUGGAUCUUUGGGGAUUUUCCAUGCAAGUUCAUCCGCUUCAGCUUCCACUUUAACUUGUACAGCAGCAUCCUCUUUCUGACUUGUUUCAGUAUCUUCCGAUACUUUGCAGUUGUUCAUCCAAUAACGUCCUUUUCUGUUCGGAAAAAGGCAUGGGCAGUUGUGGCCUGUGCUGCAUCUUGGGUAAUUUCACUGAUAGCUGUGAGUCCUGUCCAUUUUUUGAUUACCUCGAAAACAAUGGAGAACAAAUCUCUUUGCCUUGACCUGACUAGCUCUGAAAACCUGGUUGUUAUCAGGUGGUAUGUCUGGCUUUUAAGUAGCUUGGUCUUCUAUUUGCCUUUAAUAAUUGUGACUCUUUGUUACAGUAUCAUCAUCUAUACCUUGGCUACAGGACCCAACACUCAAAACCCUUAUAAACAGAAGGCCCGUAAACUUGCCGUUCUCCUCUUAGUAGUCUUUUAUAUGUGCUUCCUACCUUUCCAUGUCCUUAGAGUACUUCGGACUGAAUUGAGGAUGUACCCAGUCAACUGCAAUGUUGAAAAGCAUAUCCACAUAGCCUACAUUAUCUUCAGGCCACUGGUUGCGGUGAACACGUGUGGUAAUUUAUUACUUUAUGCCAUGAUCAGUGACAAUUUCCAGCAGGCCAUUCAGUCUCUUUUGAAAUGCAAGUUGAACACCUUAAUAGCACAGACAGGAAGUAACAGUGAUUUCAGUAAGUCUGGAAUAUUAAACUUAUGA